UAGCAGCCAAAGGGUGAAAUGUCAUUUCUCCAUCCCUUUUUGCACCGCACACAUUUCGUAUUUUUGUGAAUCGAAUUCAGACGCAAGAAGUUACGCAAGUAGCGCUACCGCUCAAAGGUUUCCCAAAAACGCGUCGAUUCCCAAAAACCAUGAGCUACAAGACCAUUGCACGGCUGGUUCUGCAGCAGAACCGCCAGUUCUCGCGCACCGCAACCGCUUCGUCCGGUGAGGUUGCCGAGGGCUACAAGCAGCUCAGGCACAUCCAGGAGAAGUUCCAGAAGCCGGACGGUAAGCCCGUGUUCCUGAAGGGUGGCCCGAUGGAUAAUGUGCUGUUCUCCUUGACGAUGGUUCUCAGCCUGGUUGGGCUGGCCGGUAUCGGCAAGCUGUUCUACGACCUGAGCUACCCGAAGAAGGACGAUUAAAGAGGCCUGGCAGCAAAAAAAAACCCACGACACGCUGAAGCCGUGCCGAGUAUUUGCCAUGUUAGGAAGUGUGUGUGUGUGUGAUUACCGAACAUCCUACUUUCCCACACUAGGCAUCUCACCUUCUAUAGCAGGCAGCAGCUGUAGUUCAAAAUUCGAUUGUCAAAACGAUAUUUAUCUGCCGAACGAAAUGAUUAGGAGUAGAGCGUUUGUUGCGGUUGUCUUCGCUGCGUAGUGUUGCAAGGCGGACUGCUCCCCUUAGAUCUCUCCCAGGGCAGUCCCCUUCCCGAAAAUCUAACAUCCCUUUGUAUCGAAUGUGUGUGUGUGUGUGAUUAACUUCCUAUCUAUGUACUCUAUGUUAUACGCUAGGUACACACGGGAUGCAAACAGAUUCGAAACCGAACGAUUCCAUUACGUACGACCGGUACACACAUUUACUCUUGCAUUUAUCUGCAAAUAAAUAUAUGUUUUGAGCAAUACAAAAAAAACAAAA
This is a messenger RNA of Anopheles stephensi (Asian malaria mosquito), 915 nucleotides long. Its product is annotated as cytochrome c oxidase subunit 7A, mitochondrial-like. The transcript is spliced from 3 exons. The record is from RefSeq and is a predicted model, not a curated record. Gene Ontology annotation, biological process: mitochondrial respirasome assembly; regulation of oxidative phosphorylation; mitochondrial electron transport, cytochrome c to oxygen. Bases 150 to 422 code for a protein of 90 amino acids. NCBI's taxonomy places the organism in Eukaryota, Metazoa, Arthropoda, Insecta, Diptera, Culicidae.